Molecule: messenger RNA, 2907 nt
Organism: Aquila chrysaetos chrysaetos
Lineage: Eukaryota; Metazoa; Chordata; Aves; Accipitriformes; Accipitridae
Gene: ABHD13
Product: abhydrolase domain containing 13
Exons: 3
Coding region: 208-1221 (337 amino acids)
Cellular component (GO): membrane
Molecular function (GO): palmitoyl-(protein) hydrolase activity
Source: RefSeq, a predicted model, not a curated record
CGGAAGCGGCGGCGGCGGGCGCGACUUCCCGUCUCGGAAGGAGCGGAGGUUGAAGUGGCGUGUCGGGGUCCGCGCCGGCCGGAGGCACCGACAGCGGCAGCUGCCGCCGCUGCUACAGCGCGGGAGGAUGCGGCGGGCAGAGAUGAAGCCUGGGAAAUCAUUGCAUCCAAAGGAUUUACUUGGAGUAAAAGAUCACUGACUUCUACAAUGGAAAAGUCAUGGAUGCUUUGGACCUUUGUUAAAAGAUGGCUACUAGCUUUGGCUUCCUGGUCUUGGAGUCUCUGCCGUAUUUGUCUUUUACUCUUGAUAGUAACUUUUCACUUGUACGGAGGCGUUAUACUACUUAUAUUAAUAUUUGUAUCAAUAGCGGGUAUAUUAUAUAAAUUCCAGGAUGUGCUGCUUUACUUUCCUGAACAGCCCUCUUCAUCACGCCUUUAUGUUCCUAUGCCUACUGGUAUACCACAUGAAAAUAUCUUUAUCAAAACCAAAGAUGGAGUUCUUCUCAAUCUUAUUCUACUGAGAUACACAGGGGACAAUGCAGCUUAUUCUCCAACCAUCAUUUACUUUCAUGGGAAUGCAGGCAACAUUGGCCACAGGUUGCCAAAUGCUUUGUUAAUGCUGGUAAACCUGAAAGUAAACUUAAUUCUUGUCGAUUAUAGAGGGUAUGGAAAAAGUGAAGGAGAAGCAAGUGAAGAAGGUUUGUACUUAGAUUCUGAGGCUGUGUUAGACUAUGUGAUGACUCGGUCUGAUCUUGAUAAAACAAAAAUUUUUCUUUUUGGCCGUUCCUUGGGGGGAGCAGUAGCUAUUCACUUAGCUUCUGAAAAUUCCCAUAGGAUUUCUGCCAUCGUGGUGGAGAACACCUUUCUUAGCAUCCCAUACAUGGCCAGCACUUUGUUUUCUUUCUUUCCAAUGAGAUAUCUUCCUUUAUGGUGCUACAAAAAUAAAUUCCUGUCCUACAGAAAAAUCUCUCAGUGCAGAAUGCCUUCUCUCUUCAUCUCUGGGUUGUCUGACCAGUUAAUUCCGCCAGUUAUGAUGAAGCAACUUUAUGAAUUAUCCCCAGCUCGGACUAAGAGAUUGGCAAUAUUUCCUGAUGGAACUCAUAAUGACACUUGGCAGUGCCAGGGUUAUUUCACUGCACUCGAACAGUUCAUCAAAGAAGUAAUAAAGAGUCACUCCCCUGAAGAAAUGGCGAAAACGUCAUCUAACGUAACAAUAAUAUAAUUGAUAUUCUUCUUUGGGGGGGGGCAGGUACCUGCACUGUACCUUGAUUUGUGAAAAGUGGUAAAAGAAUGUCCAUUUUUAAAUGUAUGUCAUGUCUGUACUUGCCUAAAGAGUGAAAUUAAACUUGGAAAGGUCUGAUGCUUUAUUAAGAUGUUCCAGAUAACUUUUACAUUUGCAGCAUUGUAAAUGAACCAUUUUAUGUCUUUCUCACACUUUUUGGUAUCUCUGUCCAUAUAUUCCAUUUGUUUGAUAUGUACAACAGAUGUUCUUAAAGGAACCUGCUACAAAAGUAGUACAGAAUGUAUUAGUUUAGAACAACAGGAGGCUCUUCAGUACUCACUGCUGUGUGUGUGAGCUUUUUGGACAGUCAUGGUUAGCACAAUGAUUUGUUGCUUCUCUUAGAGUUUAUUUGAAGUGUGCCAUGCAUGAGAUUAGUGUUUUAUUCCUUGAAAUUUUAUAUUAUGCAAGGUGGGAAGUCUUCAAUGUGCUAAAUAAUAUAAAAUAACAUUAAUGGUAGAGUAUACUUGCAGGUAUACUAUCCUGGGUUAUUAUUGUUUUUUACGGUUAUGCACACAUAUAUAUAUUUCAGACUGCAACUGAAGAGGAAAAGACACUUUCCCUGUUUUCAUUUUACUAUUUGUAUUACAGUAGUGCCCCGAAAGUUGUACAUGCCUAAACAUUAUGGCUUCAGGAUUUUGCCCAGGCAGUUUCUUUAUAGAAAACAGAAGUAACCUUCAAAAAGACAGCAGUGUGAUCUAACCUCCUUUCCGCCCCAAGCGCUCCUCACUAAUGUACAGGCAAACUAUUUGUUGGUAUUAGUAUGCUUGUGCAUUUGAGGUGGGAUUUCCCAAGGCAGUGUGGGUGCUGAUAGAAAGGAGUGUCAUACAAGGUAACAGUAUGUAUUUGUGUUCAAUUUUUUUUUUUUUUUUUUUAGGCUGGUGUAGUUAAAUGUCUGUGCCCUUUAUUUAUACCUCCAAAAGAAACAAAUACAAAUAAUUACCAGUGAUCACAUGAAUAGAGAUUAAUGUAUACAGUUGUUAUAGUAAGGAUAAUAAAAAGGAUUAGUGCAUUAAAUUUAGUAGACCUAAGCUUAGUUAGUCUGAAAGAGACGACAUUUAUUUUAACACUUUUUACCCAUUCGCUUGCAAAAAGUCUUUUACAGUUCUGUUGUACCAUGUGGAAGUAGCCUAGGCUUCAGCAGAAGUGAGUUUUCUUUAGCUCUGCUGGGAUUUUUUGAAGCUAGUAUCACCAUUUCAGAGCCAGCAGUACUUAAAUUGAGAGAAUGUUGGGGUUCUUUUUUGUUGUUGUUGUUGUUUUGUUGUUGUUUGUGUUUUGGUUUUAGGAGUCCUUUUCCUAGGUAGUCAUAUUAAAGUUGUAUGCUGUUAGCUUAGUCCGUGUUGGAGUGUGGGGCUGUUUAGAUCUCUUCUGCAGGUUUAAUUUCUCAUUUGCUGCAGCUGAUAGUUUGCCUCUUCAAAAUACUUUUUAUGGGAAGAGUGAACUGUGGAAAACGUUCCACACAAUCUGUACAAUUGCCCUUUGGAUUGAAAUUUUUAAAUAAAACUUUCUGCCAUGUUGUCCUGAUUCAGAAAAGCAUCUCGGCACACACUUAAAAUCUGUUUCCUGGUGGACAGUGGUAUUUUAAGCUUGUGCUUAAGUUCUCUGGUUGAAUAAAACUGCUUUCCUGAA